This is a messenger RNA of Uranotaenia lowii, 6366 nucleotides long. RefSeq lists its product as uncharacterized. The coding region runs from base 1 to 6366 and encodes 2121 amino acids. Gene Ontology annotation, biological process: DNA integration. Lineage: Eukaryota; Metazoa; Arthropoda; Insecta; Diptera; Culicidae. The transcript is spliced from 3 exons. Gene Ontology annotation, molecular function: nucleic acid binding. The record is from RefSeq and is a predicted model, not a curated record.
AUGAAGAAAUCAUCCUCCGCCCAGAAUGAGAAGGCAACAAUGGGAGCUGUUCCAAAACGAGGCCGAAGUCCUAUGAAAACUCCAACGAUGACCUGUAUUGGUACGGCGUGUCGUUUUCCGGGUUCGACAACAAGUAUGCUGCAGUGUAACAGAUGCGGUAUAUGGUUUCACUUCCAAUGUGUGGGUGCUUCGGACGAUGCACUUUCCCGUGUGUGGAUCUGCAACACUUGCUCCCUUGAACCCACAGAUGUUCUACCAAAAAAAGGAACUAAGUCAAAGGGAAAAGAACUUCCGUCAUCUAACUCUGGUAAGAACGCAAACAAACACUGUCCAACUUGUGGUGGUUUAGACACUGAUGCAAUGGUGCAAUGUGACGACUGCGACCGAUGGCAUCAUUUUAAGUGCGCGGGUGUCACAGAAGCUGUAGCUGACAUCAGCUGGAGGUGCACCAGUUGUGAAAACAGUAAAAUAACCCAAAAGCAUUUAGUGCCAACCAUGUGCAGUGCUGAAUUCAACAGUGCCAAUCCGUCCUACGAGUAUCACACAUCCAAUAAAUCAACUGCCAUCGCCACAACCACUAACGUGUUAGUAGGCUCACGCACGACAUCUGGAAUCAUUCCCCGAGUUUCGACAGCUACGGAAACAAUCGCCUCCAUGCAAGCUAACGAUCAUCGUAACAAUCAGUUUAUGGGUUCUACGGAUCAACAGAAUCAGAAGGCGCCGAGCUCGACUAAGUCAUCAGUGAGACAACGACGGGUGUUGCUGGACCUUCAGAAGCUACAAGAAGAAGAACGGCUCAUCGAGGAGGAAUAUAAGAAGAAGAAGGAAAUAUUGAAUCGUCGCUUUGAUCUCAUGCAGGAAAUAGCUAGCAACUCGUCAUCUACAACAUCGAUAGCCGAAACUGAACCGAAGAAGAAAGUGGAGGAUUGGUUGGACCGUUCAAUCCCCGAAUUCACCCGCGAAGCUAGAAUGGAAUAUCGCCCACUACAGCAACAGAACCCGUGUAUUCAGCAGCAGUGCAGCGAAGAUGCGCAAGCAAAUGAGAAUACUCACAGGCACAGUGCCCCGUUGAAUCAAAUGAUUGCUCGAAUGCAGCCAAAGCCGUACGUGGUAAAUACAUAUGCUCGUCCAAACUUGGGAAAGGAAAGUUUCAUUCCAGUGCAGCAAUCUACCCCACAACGGACUACGGGUUUUCCACAUGCAAAUAUCGAUAAUUUGAAUAGUUUUUCAAAUAGUCAUGCAUUAGCCCGCCAAGCUGCGUCCCGAGAGCUGCCAACCUUCACCGGUGUUCCCGAAGAAUGGCCACUUUUUAUAUCUACAUUCUACACUACUACAUCUAUGUGCGGGUACACUCAAGAAGAAAAUCUAUUGCGACUCCAGAAAAGCUUGCGCGGAAAAGCAUUUGAUGCUGUAAAAUGCAUGUUAAUGCAUCCUUCCAAUGUCGAGUGCAUAAUGUCAACCCUCAAAAUGCUUUUCGGAAGUCCCGAAGUGAUAAUUCACAAUCUGAUAUCCAGAAUACAGUCCACGCCACCACCCCGUGCCGAUCGUCUCGAAACGGUGAUUGAAUUUGCGUUAGUAGUGAAAAAUCUCUGCGCUACCAUUGUAGCUUGUCAGAUGGACGAGUAUAUUUACAACGUCGAACUUGUGCGGGAAUUAGUGGACAAACUACCGACACAGUUUAAAGUGGAUUGGGCGAGGCACAGGAGAUUUAUCGCUGAUACCAGACUGACUUCCUUUUGCGAUUGGUUGUACGAAUUGGCUGAAACAAUUUCGCCAAUUGCUAUGCUCUCUUGCCAGGACUCCAGCGCAAACAAAGUUGGAAGAAAAGUAACCGGUUUUUUAAAUGCCCACUCGGAACCAGAUGAAAUUGAUCAACCAGCCUAUGCUUGGGGUAAACCUGAUCGUGGACAGCCCAAUACUCCUCCUAAAUCCUGUAACGUUUGCAAAGGUGAAUGUAAUUCUCUGGAAAAGUGUAAAAGGUUUAUUGAGAUGAGUUAUAAAGCCCGCUGGGCUGCAGUUAAUGAAUUUUAUUUCUGUAAAAAAUGUCUUGGUAAGCACCCUAGAAUGCCUUGCAAAUCUCAGAGAAUAUGUGGCACAAACGGUUGUCUUUAUAAGCACCAUCCACUUCUACAUAAUCCCGCAAAGGAUACGCAGGGUUCAACUCAACAAAACCCAGAAUCUUCUGUCGUUCAUCGAGAUUGUAACAUCCAUCACUACACUUCAAACCAGGCACUUUUUCGUGUGGUACCAGUCGUGUUAUAUGGCCCAAACAGGAAGAUAAACACAUUCGCGUUUCUAGAUGACGGAUCUUCGCUAACUUUGAUGGAAUCAUCGCUUGCUUCGGAGCUAGGAGUGUCUGGGAAAGUCGAACCACUCUGCUUACGAUGGACUGGCAAUAAAACUCGACAGGAGAAUUCUGAAAAUAUUACCAUUGAAAUCUCAGGUGUGAACGAGAUGCAUAAACGCUAUCGCCUACCAGAGGUGCUCACUGUUUCAAAUUUAGAUCUCUUCCAUCAGACUUUAGAUAUGGACGAAAUGAGGAAACGAUACAGUCACCUCAGAGGAAUUCAGGUUGAAUCUUAUGAAGGAGUUCAACCUCGUAUACUUAUCGGCAGUAACAACGCAAACCUUGGUUACGUUCUGAAAGGCAGAGAAGGAAAAAUGCAUGAACCAGUGGCGACAAAGACACGACUUGGCUGGAUCGUAUAUGGUGGUGCAGAAUUAGGUCAACAACAGUUUUUGGGCUACCAUGGAGCACAUAGAUGUUCAUGUCAGGGUGAGCAAUGUGAAGUUUUACACCAGGCCAUGCAAAAAUAUUUCUCGAUCGAUGGGUUAGGUAUCACAAAACCAACAACUCUUGUGGAAUCUAAGGAAGAUACUCGAGCACGGAGACUUCUAGAAAGCAUGAAGCGUAGAAAGGAUGGACGAUUUGAAACUCGACUUCUUUGGAAGUAUGACCAUUUCCAGCUCCCAGAAAGUAAAUCGCUCGCUCUUCGCCGUUAUGCGUGCCUCGAAACACGCAUGAAUAAAGAUCCAGAUCUUAAGGCAUCUCUCUACGAUAAGGUUAAAGACUACGUUCUAAAAGGCUAUAUUCGCAAGCUCACCGAAGCUGAAAUUGAAGACAAGAAUCCAAGGGUAUGGUAUCUGCCAGUUUUUCCAGUGUUCAAUCCCAAUAAACCCAAGAAGAUACGCAUCGUGUGGGACGCCGCAGCUAAGAGUCACGGAACAGCACUGAAUUCACUACUCUUAACAGGACCGGAUCAGAAUUCCUCUCUUACUGACGUUCUGUUUAGGUUCCGUGAAAAUCGGAUAGCGGUUUGUGGUGACAUAUGCGAAAUGUACCAUCAAGUACUUGUAGCGGAGGAAGACCAACACUGUCAACGGUUUUUGUGGAGAGAAAAUCCACACGAUUCUAAGAUCAGCGAAUAUGUCAUGCAAGUGAUGACAUUUGGGGCAUGUUGUUCGCCCAGUUGUGCACAAUUCGCCAAAAAUAUGAACGCGAGGGAAUAUGCAGGACAAUAUCCUCGAGCAGCAUCAGCAAUUAUAGAAAACCACUAUGUAGACGAUAUGCUCAUAGCCACAGAAACAGUGGAAGAAGCUAUUUGCUUGGCAAAGGAAGUUCGGUACAUACACGCUCAAGCUGGGUUCGAAAUGAGGAAUUGGGUAUCUAAUUCACCGGAAGUUUUGGAGGCACUAAAUGGUACGAGCGGUAACGAAAAGAAUCUCAACUAUGAUGCAGAGUUAUCCACUGAAAAAGUUCUUGGUAUGUGGUGGUGCACGAUAUCAGAUAGCUUCACUUUUAAAUUGUCCCCAAAACAUGAAAAAGAGCUCCUAUCUGGCGAAUGCGUUCCGACGAAGCGACAGGUAUUACGCACGUUGAUGGCCGUAUUUGAUCCUCUCGGGCUUCUCUCAAAUCUUAUGAUUUACCUAAAAAUUCUUCUUCAAGAAGUAUGGCGCACUUCAAUCGAUUGGGAUGAGAAAAUUCCUAGCAAUAUUUUCAAAAAUUGGCUGCAGUGGUUGGCAGUACUCCCUAAAGUGCAAUCAGUAAGUGUUCCUCGUUGCUAUCGCUCGAAUAUAAACUUGGAGGCAGACACUAUCGUACAGCUACACACAUUCGUCGACGCUAGCGAACUAGGCUACGCUGCGGUAGUCUACCUACGCUUCGAAUACCACGGAAAGAUUGAGACCUCCAUUGUUGCCGCUAAAGCUCGAGUCGCACCUUUGAAGUUUCUGUCCAUUCCAAGGAUGGAGUUAGAAGCUGCGGUCAUUGGAGCCCGACUGACAGCCUCCAUUUGCAAGGCAUUAUCGUUAAACAUCAUUCUGUCCAUUCCAAGGAUGGAGUUAGAAGCUGCGGUCAUUGGAGCCCGACUGACAGCCUCCAUUUGCAAGGCAUUAUCGUUAAACAUCAAUCAGCGUUUCUUCUGGAGCGAUUCUCGUGAUGUACUCUGUUGGAUCAGAUCUGACCAUCGACGAUACUCGCAGUACGUAGGGCAUCGCGUGAGUGAAAUCUUGGAAACUACUCGAAUUGUGGAAUGGAGAUGGAUUCCGUCUGAAGAAAACGUCGCGGAUGAAGGCACCAAGUGGCAAAAACCUCCCGAGCUAACCAACGACUGCCGUUGGUUUAAUGGACCGGAAUUCUUACACCAAAAUGAAGCAAUGUGGCCAGUAGAACGAAACUUUCAGCAACCAACAACGGAGGAACUCAGAAAAAGCGUAUACUGUCACGAACAUAUCUCUUUACCAAAAAUACUGUUUGAUUCCUCACGCUUUGGGAGUUGGAACCACCUUCGGAGAACUUCAGCAAUGUUUAACAGAUAUAUACAGAACAUAAAAAAUGGGAUUAACGCGACAGCACCGUUAUUCGGACCGCUAUCAGGGUCUGAGAUACAGCAAGGCGAAAUACGUAUGUUUCGACAAGCACAGCAAGAACACUUUGCGAUGGAGAUAAAAAUUCUCUCCUGCAAAGAUCUUACCCAAAAAGGCCUUCCAACUACAAGUAAUCUUUUCGAAUUCUGGCCUUUUCUAGACAGCGAAGGUGUUCUAAGAGCAAAGACGCGCAUUGGAGCUUGUGAUGUUGCUAGUAUGGAUACCAAGAACCCGAUAAUCCUACCAAAGGAUAGUCACAUAUCAUGGCUUAUAGUUCAGCACUAUCACGUACGCUUCUAUCACCGUAACCAUCGUACAGUGCUAAACGAACUUAAACAACGCUUCAGGAUCAUCCCGAAACUAGCAAGCCUUUACAAGAAAGUACAAUCAGCUUGCCAGGUAUGCAAGAACAUGCGAGCAGCGCCUCAUCCUCCUCCGAUGAGUGAUCUUCCCGUGUCGAGAGUUUCAGCAUUUACCAGACCAUUUUCGUAUGUAGGCGUCGAUUAUUUUGGACCACUGAACGUCACCGUGAAGCGCAGCACCGAAAAACGUUGGGGGGUACUAAUAACGUGUCUCACAGUUAGGGCUAUUCAUAUUGAAAUCGCACACUCAUUAUCGACACAAUCGUGUAUAAUGGCACUGAGAAAUUUCAUGGGGAGAAGAGGCAUUCCAAUACAAAUUGUAAGCGACCGUGGUACGAAUAUGAUCGGCGCAAGCAAAGAACUUUUAUUGGCUUUAAAAGAAUUGAAUCAAGACAUGAUAAUACAGGAAAUCUCUAGUCCAGAUACAACUUGGACAUUCAUUCCACCGGCAUCUCCACAUAUGGGCGGUUCUUGGGAACGCAUGAUUCAAACUGUUAAACGAAAUUUGAAUCAAAUAAGUCCACGACACCAACCAACUGAUGAAGUAUUGCGUAAUCUAUUGAACGAAGUAGAAAACGUGGUAAAUUCCAGGCCUUUGACUCAUCUUGAAAUGGAAGAUCCCGAGUCACCAGUCCUGACACCAAACCAUUUCCUACUAGGUUCAUCGAACGGUUUAAAACCAGCAACGUUGUUUGAUGAUAGCAGCAAAGCUCUUAACAAUACGUGGCGAACAUGCCAAGUGGAAGCAAACAUCUUCUGGAAGCGUUGGGUGAGAGAUUACCUGCCGGAGAUUACAAGACGAUCCAAAUGGCUAACGCCGGUGAAGUCUAUCGAAAUCGAUGACAUAGUAGUUGUUGUCGAUCCGAAUCUACCAAGAAACUGCUGGCCUUUAGGAAGAGUGAUAUCUGUAAUUCAGGGUAAAGAUAAACAAGUAUGCUCUCGGCUGCACCACGGGGAGGACCACGCGAUUUUAAUUGAAUAUGUGCAUACGGGAGUGACGAAAUGUCCCAUGCCAACACCGGAAAAGGGCAAAAUGAGUUCUUUGAUCUCCAGCCAGCGAGCCAAAGGUGAUGCUUACAUGCGCGAUCGCGGGAUCCGCUAUGUGCGCGCCAUCAUCCAAUUGGACACGAUCAUUUAA